Molecule: messenger RNA, 2896 nt
Organism: Hordeum vulgare subsp. vulgare (domesticated barley)
Lineage: Eukaryota; Viridiplantae; Streptophyta; Magnoliopsida; Poales; Poaceae
Product: L-type lectin-domain containing receptor kinase SIT2-like
Exons: 1
Coding region: 257-2350 (697 amino acids)
Biological process (GO): protein phosphorylation
Cellular component (GO): plasma membrane
Molecular function (GO): carbohydrate binding; protein kinase activity; ATP binding
Source: RefSeq, a predicted model, not a curated record
UAAGUGUCUCAAGUUUAAUGCAACUUUGUAUUAAAGUUAGUACAAAGUUAAGAUAGUUAUUUUAGGACGGAGGGAGUACAUAUAUAAAUCUCGACCAAAGAUCUCUUCUAGUGUGUUUUUUUUAAAAGAUGUUCCUCUCCAAAAGUAUCGAUAGAUAAUGACCAGCUUAUGCAUGUUGAAAAAUAGCAGCAUAGACUUUGAAGGGAGCCAUGAUGUAAUUAUAAAAGCACGCUGCUGUGCGUAAACCUUGAGCUUGAUGAGCAUGCACUCAUCCAAUCGUGCAUGCUUUUUGAGUAGUUCCACCUUCCUAGCCACAAACAGCUUUCCGGCGAUGACCAACAUGAAGCGGGCGUCAUUCCUUCCGCCCCUCCUCCUCCUCCCCCUAUUUGGCCUCGCCGUCGCAACCUUUGCCGCCGGCGAUGACCGAUUCAUCUUCUCCGGCUUCACGCAAUCCAGCCUAGCCCUCGACGGCAGUGUCGUGGUCACUCAGGGCGGCCUCCUCGACAUGUCCAACGGCACAAACAAUGUCAAAAGCCACGCUCUUUACCCCGCUCCUUUGCACUUCCGCAAUUCAUCCGACGGUAAAGUGCAAUCUUUCUCGGCGGCCAUCGUCUUUUGUAUCGUCGGCGCAUACCCUGGCGUGAGCGCUAACGGCAUGGCCUUCUUCAUCGCUCCAAGCAAGAAUUUCUCGGACGCGCUGCUGACGCAGUACUUUGGGAUCUUGAAACCGAACAACAAUGACAACCUCUUUGUCAUUGAAAUCGACACCUUCCAGAACCCCGACAUCCAAGACAUCAACGACAACCACAUCGGCAUCGACAUCAACAGUGCUUUGUCCUUGCAAUCCCACGCGGCUGGAUUCUAUGAGGACUCCAAUGGUGCCUUCAAGAACCUGACGUUGAAUGCCCAAAUAGAGCUGCAGCUGUGGGUGGACUAUGAGGAGGAAGGAACAAGGAUCAAUGUGACCUUGGCUCCACUUCAUGUGGGAAAACCCUCGAGGCCAUUGUUGUCUGCAACCUAUGACCUCUCAACCGUGCUCACGGACACGGCGUAUAUUGGUUUCUCAUCCACGGCUGAAAUUAUGAACACCCGUCAUUAUGUUCUUGGAUGGAGCUUUGGCAUGAACAGGCAAGCAGCUCCGUCCAUUGACAUCUCCAAGCUUCCAAAGGUGCCGCGUCUACGACAAAAGGCCCAGUCCAAGCUCUUGGCGAUUAUCCUCCCAAUAGCCACUGCAGCACUGAUCAUCUCUAUUGGCACCGUUGUCAUUCUGACGGUGCGAAGGAGAUGGAGGUAUAUGGAGGUGCGCGAGGAUUGGGAGAGCGAGUUCGGUCCACACCGAUUCUCAUACAAGGAUUUAUUCCAUGCUACUCAAGGAUUUAAGAGCAUGAACCUAGUUGGAGCAGGAGGGUUCGGAGAGGUAUACAAAGGGGUGCUUAAAUUGUCCAAGAAGGAGAUCGCCGUCAAGAGAAUGUCCCAUGAGUCAAGACAAGGGAUGAAGGAGUUCAUCACCGAGGUUGUUAGCAUCGGCAAGCUGCGGCAUCGCAACCUAGUGCAGCUACUUGGUUAUUGCAGGCGGAAAGGUGAACUGAUGUUGGUGUAUGACUACAUGUCAAAUGGUAGCCUCGACAGACUUAUACACCAUCAAGAAGACGGCAAGUCCACCUUAAAUUGGGCUCAGAGGUUUCAGGUCAUCAAGGGUAUUGCUACCGGCUUGCUCUACCUCCACGAGAAGUGGGAGAAAGUCGUGGUCCACCGAGACAUCAAGGCAAGCAACGUCCUCCUCGACGAUGAAAUGAACGGGCGGCUCGGGGACUUUGGCCUCGCGCGGUUAUACGAUCAUGGCGCCGAUCCACAGAGCACACACAUGGUCGGCACGAUGGGGUACCUUGCCCCCGAGCUAGUGCGCACGGGCAAGGCGUCCCCUCGCACCGACGUGUACGCCUUCGGCAUGUUUCUUCUUGAAGUUACAUGUGGGCAAAAACCUAUGAAGCAAGAUGCAGAGGGAAACCAGGUUUUCUUGGUGGACUGGGUCCUGGAGCACUGGAACAACCGAAUGCUUAGCAAGACGGUGGACGCACGGCUCCAGGGUGACUACGGCGUUGACGAAGCGUGCCUCGUGCAGAAGAUAGGACUUUUGUGCCUGCACCCGUUUCCUGGUUCAAGGCCUAGCAUGCGGGAGGUCGUGCAGUACCUCGACGGCGAGACCCCGCUGCCGGAGCUGAAGACGACGCAGCUGAGCGUGGACAUGCAGGGGUUGAUGCAGGACAACGGGUUCAGCACCACCGUCAUGUCUUAUCCCCAGCUCAUGUCCAGCUUCGGCGCAGUGUCCGACCUCUCUGGUGGACGAUGAUAUUCAUGGUGUUUAUGACUGUUCUCGUCUUGCAUGUUCUAGCUUGGCAUACAAGUAUUAUCAAUUAGAUGCUCACAUAUCUCUGCACUUAUGCUUACUAUUAUUGGAUGGGUUUUUCAGAGGAAAUCUUUUUUUUUAGGAAUUUGGAGAGGAAUCCAUCCUCGUGGAAAAUGCAUGUGAUCCUGUUUAAGAAAACAUAUAUUCUAUUUCUAAAUAGCUACAACCCUUUAUAGACAUGCAAGUGUGACACAUGAGCAACUCAUGCAUAUAAAUCAUAAAUUACAUUGUUUUUUCAUUACUCUAUGCAUGCAAGCACCACAUCAUUAAUUCAUGCAUGUUACUCUUAAGUUAUUUUUUGCAUUAGAUUUUGUAUUGAUAAUAUAUGUGUUGAUCGCAUGUAUCAUACAUAUCUAGUUCAUAUUUACAUUAUUGUUAAAAAUGACAUUCUUUUUACUGCAUUUUUUCUCUUUUUAUACUCUUUAUAUUUCAUUUUCAUUUGUAAGCUUACAUUCACUUUCCAUAAGUUACAUAUGUUUUUUAACAACU